Messenger RNA from Zingiber officinale, 1277 nucleotides. RefSeq names its product protein NRT1/ PTR FAMILY 8.1-like. The transcript is spliced from 5 exons. Lineage: Eukaryota; Viridiplantae; Streptophyta; Magnoliopsida; Zingiberales; Zingiberaceae. The coding region runs from base 227 to 1096 and encodes 289 amino acids. Gene Ontology annotation, cellular component: membrane. The record is from RefSeq and is a predicted model, not a curated record. Gene Ontology annotation, biological process: transmembrane transport. Gene Ontology annotation, molecular function: transmembrane transporter activity.
AAACCUGCUGCCCCUUCUCCUUUCCUCUCCAAGCCCUAAACCCAUCGCCCUUCACGACUCGUAGCGAACCAGUCGCGGGGAGGGAGAGAGAUGGGCAACAGAGACCACAAGCGUAGGAGAAACCAGCGGGGAUCAGCAACAGAGGCUGCAUGAUCCAGAGAGGACGAUGAUGAAAAAUCCCCAACUGGAGGGGCUUUAACCAUCCUCCUUGGCUAGCUUCAAAUCCAUGGAGAACGAUGAUGGAGUUUCUUUGGAAAGUGGCGAAAGAAGUCCUCUGCUGGAUAAGAGCCAAUCAUCAAGGCAUUUUGAAGACAAUGAUUCUGAGGAGAUUGAUCAAAGAUCUGAGCCACAAAGUGUAACUUCUAUAUCCAAGGCACCACUAAUAAUCUUAGCAUUUUCGUUCCUGGAAGGUAUUGCUUUCAAUGGCAUUGGCAUAAACUUAGUUUUGUAUCUUGGUUCUGUCCUUCAUUGGUCUAUUUCUUCAAGUGCUGCAAAUGUUUCCUUUUGGGGUAGAACUACAUAUUUCACACCACUGCUCGGUGGCCUCCUCGCUGACACCUAUUUGGGAAAUUACAGGACAAUUGUAAUAUCCAUCAUAUUGUACCUACUUGGGUUGGUGAUUGUUACUUUAUCUGCCACUAUUCCAUCAUUAACACCUCCUUCAUGUGAUGGAAAUUCAUGUCAACCUGCAACUGCAUUCCAAACGUUUGUGUUCUUUUCUGGGUUAUAUGUUAUUGCCUUUGGGACUGGUGGAACCAGAGCAGCCUUGCUGCCCUUUGGUGCAGACCAAUUUAAUGAGGAGAAACCGAUAGAAAUGAGAAAGAAAGUAUCCUUCUUCAGUUACUUUUAUGUAUGUUCCAUGUUAGGAGUGCUCUUUUCUGGUACUUUCAUAGUUUGGAUACAACAAAAUGUCAGCUGGGCAAUUGGAUUUGGGAUUUCAACAUUUUGCAUGGUUAUAGCUUCUGGAGGCUUUUUACUUGGAACUUCAACAUACAAGUUAACGAUGCCAACUGGCAGUCCUUUGAAGAGUCUUCUUCAGGUUAUUGUAGCUACUGUAAGGAAGAUGCACGUGGUGAACACCUUAACGUGUUCAUGACUUUAAAAUAAUAUAUUCCAGAUUUUCUUGAGGGAAAAGAUAAUGAUCCCGUACCCAGAAAGGAGAAGAAAAGAGAAGCUAGGAGGGAGGAGAAACCAGAAAAGGCUGCAGUUAUCGAUAUGGUGUUUAGAAGAUGCACAGGCUAUUUAGAAGAUGCACAGGUAGAGAAGAUUUGAUCCAA